AUAUAUAUAUAUAUAUAUUGUCCAACAAUGUGGGUUUAUGAAUGUCACAAGAUGGACUUCACAAAGGCAGAGAAAUUAGAGAGCCAAAAUGAGGUUCAACAGCCACAGCAACCAACCAAAGGCACCAGCUUUCUUAGAACUUGUUUCAAUGGUCUCAAUGCCUUAUCAGGCGUUGGGAUACUGUCAAUUCCAUACGCACUUGCUCAAGGGGGAUGGCUAAGCUUAUUUCUUCUUUUCCUGGUAGCUGUUCUCUGUUGGUACACAGGAUUACUUCUACGACGUUGUAUGGAUACGCAUCCCCUCAUCAAAACCUACCCUGAUAUAGGUGAGCGUGCUUUUGGGUAUAAGGGGAGAGCUGUCGUAUCCGUGUUCAUGUAUGUCGAGUUGUAUUUGGUUGCAGUUGAGUUUCUGAUAUUAGAAGGUGACAAUCUGGACAAACUGUUUCCAAACACGGCAUUUAAAGUUGCCGGGAUGAAAAUCAGAGGAAAACAAGCCUUUGUUAUGUUGACUUCCCUCAUAGUUCUGCCAACUACAUGGUUGAAGAGUUUGGCGCUACUUGCCUAUGUUUCUGCUGGUGGGGUGUUAGCUUCUUUCAUUCUUGUUAUCUGCAUCUUUUGGGUGGGAGCAGUAGAUAAAGUGGGGUUUCAUGAAAAUUAUUUGGAUUUGAAUUGGAGGGGAAUGCCUAUUGCCAUAAGCAUGUUUGCUUUUUGUUAUUGUGGCCAUGCAGUUUUCCCUACGUUAUGCAGCUCAAUGAAAGAUAGAAGCAAAUUCUCCAAGGUUUUACUUGUUUGCUUCAUCACAAGCACGAUCAACUACGGAUCGAUGGCUGUCAUGGGCUACCUGAUGUUUGGAGAACAUCUGAAGUCUCAAGUGACAUUAAAUCUUCCCAUAAAAAAGAUGACCACAAAAAUAGCAAUUUAUACUACUCUAAUCAAUCCCCUGACGAAAUAUGCUAUCAUAACCGCUCCAAUUACGACUGCGAUCGAAGAAACAUCCCUCUUUCGCAACAGCAGGUCACUAAGCAUCCUCAUUAGAACUGCACUAGUGAUCAGCACAGUGAUUGUUGCCUUAACCAUCCCAUUUUUUGGCUACGUGAUGGCAUUUAUAGGAUCGUUCUUGAGUGUCACUGCAUCUAUGUUGCUGCCGUGCCUGUGUUAUCUUAAACUUAACAAAGCUGCUCAAAAAAUGGGGUUAGAACUGAUAAUAAUUGUAGCAAUUUUGGUUGCUGGGUUAUUUAUAGGUGUAGUUGGAACCUUUACUUCCAUAAAGCAAAUUGUUAAGCAUCUGUGAAUUACCCAAAUAGAUACUAGCCUAAAGCUUUAUGUAAGAUGGGAACUAACAGUUUGAUAAGCAAUAAUGCGAGUAUAUAAGGAUUGAAGCA
Messenger RNA from Gossypium raimondii (Peruvian cotton), 1381 nucleotides. Its product is annotated as amino acid transporter AVT1I. NCBI's taxonomy places the organism in Eukaryota, Viridiplantae, Streptophyta, Magnoliopsida, Malvales, Malvaceae. Bases 28 to 1290 code for a protein of 420 amino acids. Gene Ontology annotation, cellular component: plasma membrane. The record is from RefSeq and is a predicted model, not a curated record. The transcript is spliced from 3 exons.